AAGCGAAACCUAGAGCUGACUGUCCGCUCUCUCGCUGGGUCUUCCGCGGACUCGAGCGGCACCUGUGAGCGAACAGCCACGCCAGCUCGGAGCCAGCGCGCCUGGAGGAGAUCGGGUCCCAGAGCGCGGUUCAAAUCCUGCAUCCUGAGCGUGGGUCCAGCCGGGAUAGUGGAACCAGGUUAAGGGGAAAAUGGCUGAAGGUUUUACACCAGGUUUCUUCAUAGAAGAACUUAACAAGUACCAUCAGAGAUCUGGAGUAACACUUAAGUAUAAUGAGCUGCCUGUUUCAGGACCUCCACAUGAAAGAACGUUUACAUUUCAAGUUGUAAUAGAUGGAAGACAUUUUCCAGAAGCAAAAGGUAGAUCAAAGCAGGAAGCAAGAAAUGCAGCUGCCAGAUUAGCUGUUGAGGCACUUAAUAAAGAGAACAAGGCAGUUAGUCCUUUACUGUUGAUGACAGAUACUUCUGACGGUUCACCCAUUGGGAAUUACAUGGGCCUUGUCAAUACAAUUUCCCAGAAGGAAAACCUACCUGUAAAUUAUGAACAGAGUGGCUCCAGUACUCAGGGAUUUGAGUGUAAAUGCAAAAUCGGGUCAGUAACAUAUGGUACUGGUUCCAGUUCUACUAAACAGAUGGCAAAACAAUUGGCCGCUAAAGAGGCGUAUUUUAAGAAAAUGUCAGAAAAAAGUUCAAUGAAAACUGACCGAACAUCAUCUGGUGUUUCCAGUUCUUCAUCCUAUGACUUCUGCAAGUCUUCUGUAGAAAGUUCUUUCACUUCUGAGUCAACACCUGAAAGUGAUUUCUCGGAAAAUGCACCCAAAAGUGACAGUUUCAGCCCCUCUUCUGCAUCUCCUGCUUUGAAUGGUCUCAGACACCAUAAGAAGAAAAAAGUGAGUUUGGCACCUAAAUUUGGUCUUUCUGAUACACAAGGAAAUGAAUACACGAUAGAAGAGAGAUUUGUCAAGCAUUUUGAAGAAAUAGAAGAAAUUGGCUCAGGUGGAUUUGGCCAAGUUUUCAAAGCAAAACACAGAAUUGAUGGAAAGACCUAUGCUAUUAAACGUGUUAAAUAUAAUACAGAGAAGGCAGAGCGUGAAGUAAAGGUUCUGGCAUCACUUAACCACGACAAUAUUGUUCAUUACCAUGGGUGCUGGGUUGGAGUUGAUUACGAUCUUGAGAAGAGCUUGGAUUAUGGGCCAAGAUCAAAGACGCAGUGCCUUUUCAUCAAAAUGGAAUUCUGUGAUAAAGGAACAUUGGAGGGAUGGAUGAAAAACAGAAAACACAAUGAAUCAUACAAAACUUUGGCUUUGGAAUUAUUUGAACAAAUAACCACAGGGGUGCAUUAUAUACACUCAAAAGGUUUAAUUCAUAGAGACCUUAAGCCAGGUAAUAUAUUUUUAGUAGAUGAAAAGCACAUAAAGAUUGGAGACUUUGGACUUGCAACAGCCUUGAAAAUUGACGAUGAAAAGCGAACAAGGAGUAUAGGAACUAUGCUGUACAUGAGUCCAGAACAGAAGUCUUCACAAGAAUAUGGAAAAGAAGUGGACAUCUUUACUUUGGGGCUGAUUCUUGCUGAACUUCUUCACCCAUGUGACACUGUUUCAGAAACAGUAGAGUUUUUCGAAGAUAUAAGGAAUGGAUUCUUCUCUCCUGAUAUAUUUACAAGCAAAGAGAAAAAUCUUCUACAGAAAUUACUCUCAAAGGAACCCAAGGAACGACCUAACACAUUUGAAAUUCUAAGGACCUUGUCUGAGUGGAAGAAUGUUCCAGAGGAAAGGAAAAGACACACAUGUUAAGGCCUUUCUGCAAAAGUGCCCUGCUUCUCAUAUGUGAUUUUCUUUUAAUUAUCUAAAAUCUGAUAGGGAAUAUGGUAGAUACUUUCCUUUUCUUUCCUUAAGAUUUUAGUGUAUUUGCAGACUGAUUUUUAUUUUC
Nannospalax galili (Upper Galilee mountains blind mole rat) is the source of this 1928-nucleotide messenger RNA. RefSeq names its product eukaryotic translation initiation factor 2 alpha kinase 2 (gene Eif2ak2). The record is from RefSeq and is a predicted model, not a curated record. Gene Ontology annotation, biological process: protein phosphorylation. NCBI's taxonomy places the organism in Eukaryota, Metazoa, Chordata, Mammalia, Rodentia, Spalacidae. Gene Ontology annotation, molecular function: double-stranded RNA binding; protein kinase activity; ATP binding. The transcript has 16 exons. Bases 191 to 1792 code for a protein of 533 amino acids.